Molecule: messenger RNA, 1198 nt
Organism: Protopterus annectens (West African lungfish)
Lineage: Eukaryota; Metazoa; Chordata; Ceratodontiformes; Protopteridae
Gene: CATSPER3
Product: cation channel sperm associated 3
Exons: 7
Coding region: 1-1065 (354 amino acids)
Biological process (GO): transmembrane transport; monoatomic ion transport
Cellular component (GO): membrane
Molecular function (GO): monoatomic ion channel activity
Source: RefSeq, a predicted model, not a curated record
AUGCCCCUACUACUUUCAGAGUGUACUUCGAAUUUAGACAUCUAUCUCUUUUGUUUCUUUCAGAAUUUGAAUGACUGGGAAAUAGAUUCUGUAUACUCUCGUCAUGCUUUUGCAAUCAGGGUAGCUGAUGACUUCUUCUUGGCUGUUUUCACCACUGAAUUUUUAAUGAAGAUUUAUGCAGAUUCCUCGGGAUACUGGUCGGAUGGAUAUAAUGUAUCUGAUUUCAUUGUCUUAGUGUUCUCCAUGAUUCCCAUAUUUGCUCCUAGAAGCAACAAUCAUACCUUUGAGUUUAUGAAACUGCUUAGGACAUUAAGGACUCUUAAAGUGAUUUCGUAUGUUAAAGACUUGCAGGUUUUGACAAAAGCAUUGCUCAAGACCUUGCAGAACUCUCUAUAUAUUUUUUUGAUAUUGGCUGUGGCUGUGUUUAUAUUUGCAGUCUUAGGACAUCAUUAUUAUGGAAACCCAGUAACUGGAGAUGUUAAAUACUGGGGGAGACUUGAAGUUGCAUUGUUGACAGUCUUAAAUUUAUUAACGCUUGAUAACUGGACAACUACUCAUGCAAGUUUAGAAAACCAUGGCUUCACAACAGGCACAGCCUUCAUCUUGACCUUCAUAAUAUGUGGAUAUUUUGUAUUUUUCAAUGUGUUUAUUGGAGUGGUUAUUAUGACCAUUCAGCAAACCGGUCAAAAAUUUCACAAAUCAGCAUGGGUAAAAAGAAUCAAGAAUCUGCUAGAGAAAAUAAAAGUCUUGAAAAAGCACCAAAAAGAUGACCAACAGCAAAUAAAAAAACAGGAAUCCAUUGACUAUUUUAACUUCAGUGAAAAGAUGGCUGAGAUUAAGAAGACAUUGCAGCCUGAUGAUUAUGUUAUUGUGAACGACUGGUGUUGUAGUAUGUUAUUUAUUGAUGUUUAUCUGGCAAGUCUUGAUUGCCAGGAUAAAACCCUGAAGAGGCUCUUUCAAAUGUAUUCCGAGAUUUCACCCAUUUUAAGUGCCCUCUCAGAAGACAUCAGCAACACAACACAGCUUUCAGGACAAGUAUCACCUCCAGCUGAUCAUACCACGUGAUGUUGUUAAGCAUUGUAUAAGUCUUUCUUAAAUGUGUCAAUCUGCAAAACACUGUUGCACUUUUAGUGAAAAUAGACCAGUAUAAUUACAGAAUAUUGCUUUAAAUAAAACACACUGCCUUAGAUUACAUCUA